This is a messenger RNA of Sphaeroforma arctica JP610, 666 nucleotides long. RefSeq lists its product as hypothetical. The record is from RefSeq and is a predicted model, not a curated record. Bases 1 to 666 code for a protein of 221 amino acids. The transcript is spliced from 3 exons. Lineage: Eukaryota; Ichthyosporea; Ichthyophonida.
AUGAAGCGUUAUGUGCCCACCCAACCGCCCGGGGGGGUAGCACGCACAAACACAGCUGAAAGCACCGGAGCACAGGGACACUCACACCCCAACACACAGAAGAGUCUGCUAGACACCGACUCGUCAGACGAGUCUGGGGCAGACUCAGCUCUGAGUGAAGACGAGGAUGAGGCGGCGAAGGUGGUGGUGCAGCAGAGUGCUAGCUCAAACUCGUUGAAGGUACGGACCGUGGCCACCAAAGUACAGGCGAUCCCAAUUGUCCUGGAGGGGCUGUCUCUACUCGCCAGCUACAACGAAGACAAUCUCAUACACUUCCAGGGCCAACAGCUUAUGCCUGGCCUAAUAGAGCUGGUGAAAGUAGAAGACACACGUGAAGCCGCGUUACAAUUCUGCGCACGUCUUAUUCAGAGAGAUACCUUUUUAGCUGGUGCCGUACUCAAGUCGUUGCUGGACUUGAGUGUGUGUGGCAAACGGGGCUGCUCGCCUGCAAAGAGGCGGAGACGAAGUGCCAGGCAGUUGCUGGCCGACUGUGAUAUGGCCACGCAUGUAUUGGAGAGCAUUUCUCACCUACUGAUCUCGCGGGCGAGCGUGCGGACCUUAUUUAGAAAAAAUGGCGGAUUUGCGUACAUUAUGACACAACUGUCUGACUUGGCAGGGUAUGUGUGA